AUGUCACUAUGCCUUCCGAAUUCUCAAUGUCGUGAUGAUGUAUUCUCGUCAGUACAAGCUGCACAAGCUACGAGUACUUUCGAAGGAGAUAUGCUCGAGAGCUUCGAAACUCAACAGAAUCUUCUGGAGGCCCUGAAGUAUCGAAUGUUGAAUCUGACGAUGAUGGGGAAGAAUUCAACAACCAAGCACAGCGUUACUAAUUUCCCAAUUAAUAAAACAAGUGAAGUCAAAGGAAAUCUGAAGAAGCACACACCAAGAAAGGAGAAGACAAAGGUCCAUCACACUACACCCAAAAUCCAUCUUAUUGGAAAUCUCGAUUCUGAAAAGACGAAGGGAAGAAGCCACUCCAACAGAACAAUUACUAAUAAUCUUCACACUGUUUCAUCCCGAAAACUAACUGGACAACAUGAGAAGAAAUUGGGUAAAACGAUGAUUCCAGAACAAAUGGGAAGAGUGACUGAGAAAGUGAAUGCAAUUCUUCGUUCAACAAAAAACAAUCGUAGUUUUAAAGAACGAAACUCUGGGAGAACUUCUAUGAAAUUAAAUGCUUAUUCAACGAAACACAAAGUCAAACCGAAAAGAAAACUGAUGAGAAAGUUAUCUUCCGGACCUGCUCUGACUGAUGACGACGAGCGCACACUUGUAGAUCAAACCUUUACCAAUCUUCUCAAAAGUUACAAGAACUGCCAAACAUCGCAGCAAUCAAAAAAAGAUAUAGAAAUAUGCAUUGAUAAUGCACAAAAAAAGGGAGAAAGACCGGAAGUAGCCACUGGAACCAUCCAAAAGUUGAAGACAAAAACUGAAAUGAAUGCUGAAAAGGAGAAGGAAGUUGAGUUGAAACAGAAGGACGUAGUUGAUGGAUCCACUGGAAAUUCGACGGAUUCCAUGGAAACGUCCACAACGUCUUCAAGUUCAACGACGACAUCAACUACCACCACAACGACGACACCUUCAACUACAACUACAGAAGCUACAACUACCACAGAAGCCGUGACGACGACUACAGAACCCCCCACAACGACUGCAACGAUAACUGUUGAUGUGAAGACAAGGGAUAGUAAAGAGGAUGCGAGAAGGAGAGAACCGCCAUCCAGCCUUGCCAUCGAAUCCCCACCAUAUCCAGCCAACUGUCCAUCCGAUAGUCUCUUCCUGACUGAAAAUGUUGCAUCGGCAGAGGAAACAACGUCUUCAUUUGUGAAAACAUUUGCAUCUUUUGGCGUUAUAAUUUACAUUGUUUCGUAUAUAUUGUGUUGUCUUCCAUGUGGAUUAAAACCAGAUGUAAAAGUCAAAAAGUUGGAAACUGAUUCAGUGGUUGGAUUAGGAAUGAGAUUGAGAGUUUUAAUUGCUGCCACACAGACUAUCAUUGGAUUCGUGCAACAAUUGAAACACUUCCACUCAUCUAAUCAACCGACUGCUUUUUCCGAACACAUCCUUGUCUGUGUAUUUGUUAUGGUGACAUCGUUGAUCAUUGUUUUUGCUGGUCGCCGAAUCGGAAGUAUUGAAGCUGUUAUUAUCUCAUUUCUGUUCACUGCAAUCGGAGAACUAAUCCUCCUUUUCGCAUCGACUUCGCAGUUUGGAAUGAUUCUAUCGAUUUGUGGAUUGUAUUCUCUUUGGAUUUCAUUAUUCUUAGUGGUUGAGAUCGUUGGUCGUGCAUUUGCAUGUCUCUUUGCUCUUGAACCAGUUUUCAAUGGACUUGAUCAUAUUUUCACGUUCAUUCUAACUGUGUCAAUUGGAAUUCUAUUAUUCUAUGCGAUACGAAUGCUUCAAAAAUCAAAACGGCUGAAAGAGAUUUUGGAUAAUUCUAGUGGUCCAUUGACAACGGGAAUCAGUAAUUCUGCAGGUGGAGAAUACAUUUCCUUAACAGCUCAAGAUGUUCUUGAUGAUGAUGAUCUGAUUGAUGAGGAUGAGAUGGAUCGUAGCUCAAUGGAUCUUGAUUUCGAGCUGGAACAGCUCGGACUCGAACCAGUCGGAGCAUCUUCAUCAUCUCGUGCAUAA
This is a messenger RNA of Caenorhabditis remanei, 1995 nucleotides long. RefSeq lists its product as uncharacterized. The record is from RefSeq and is a predicted model, not a curated record. The transcript has 9 exons. The coding region runs from base 1 to 1995 and encodes 664 amino acids. Lineage: Eukaryota; Metazoa; Nematoda; Chromadorea; Rhabditida; Rhabditidae.